UGGGGAAGGGAGGGGAGCGGAUCCCGGCGCUUCCCCAGGCGUGCCGCAGCUUGCUUGCCUGAGACUUCCCUGUCGUACACGAGACACCCACCCACGCUAAGAUGGCUGCGAAAAGCUCGCACUUUCACCUGAAAAUGGAAGAGACGAUCGAGAGGUGCCGGGCGGACUGCCAGUGGGAGAGGCAGCUGGCGAUAGUGGGGCAGAUGCGGGCGCGGGCGUCGUCCAGCCCCCGGCGCAAGGGGGCAAAAGGAUCUCCGGAAUCUGAUGAUUAUGAGAAUCUACUAGUUGCAGAGGCACUGCUGGAGCUAUGCUUGAAAGAGAACCUUGCCAAAAUAAAGGAUGCCAUUCCAUUACAGGAAAAGAACGAGCCAAAAAUGAGUGAUGCCAAAAAGCACUUGACUGACAUUCUAAACCGAGGGAAGUUACUGCCAAAAGAUAUGACAGAAGCAAUGCUGAUCCUAGCCAAGCUCCAUUAUGUUGAGGGCUCUUACCGGGACGCCAUCAGCAUGUAUGCCAGAGCUGGUCUAGAAGAUAUUUCAGUCGUACAGAAGCCCUUGUAUCUGCUUCGUAUACUAACAGAAGCUUUUGUUAUCAAAGGAUUGUCCCUGGAGCGUUCCCCAAAUUCUAUUGCUUCCCGGACGCGGCUGUCAGAAAGGGAGGAGGAAAUCAUGGCAUGUUUUGAAAAGGCAUGUGUGAUUGCUCAAGUAUUCUUACAGGAACUUGAGAAGAGCUUCAGCAGCAGCACACAUUCGAGAGGCAUCAAAGGUGGUCAUGCAUCAUCUUUGGACUUUGAACUUCCUUACUUCUUGGAAGCAGCCCUGCAGAGCUCCUAUGUGGCUCACUUAAAAAGGGGCAACAUCGUGAAAGGCAUGAGAGACCUCCGAGAUUUAUUAAGGACCACGGAAACAAAAGCUACUCAGAGCUUCAGAAUGGCAGCUGCCAAACAACUGGCAGAAAUUCUCCUCCAUUCAUUGAGUGAAGAUUGUUACUGGAGCCCCUUGUCUGAUCCUCUCCCUGAGUUAAUGAACAAAGAAGAUAACUCUUACAUUUGUGCUACUCUGCGCAGAAGACUACAGCUACACACUGGAGAUAACCUGUACAGCCCUAAAGACAACGUAGAAGAGGCCCUCCUCCUACUCCUGAUCAGUGAGUCCAUGGCAAACCAGGAAGCAGUAAUUAGCCGGGCCCCAGACCAGAAAGAUGAUCGAGCUGCCAGUCUGCAGGAUGCGUCAGCAGUUUAUGAUCUCCUCAGUAUCACACUGGGCAGAAGAGGGCAGUAUGUCAUGCUUUCUGAGUGUUUAGAACGUGCAAUGAAGCUUGCAUUUGGUGAAUUUCACCUCUGGUAUCAGUUGGCACUUUCCAUGGCAGCUUGUGGCAAGUCCGCGCAUGCUGUCUCAGUGCUCAGAGAAUGUGCAAAGCUACGGCCGGAGGAUCCUACAGUCCCUCUCCUGGCUGCCAAGGUCUGCAUUGGGCCUCUGCACUGGCUAGAAGAAGGUGAACAUUUUGCCAAGAUGGUGAUAGACCUGGGGGAAGAUGCUGGGGAGCUUCUAGCAAAGGGCAAUCUGGCCUUGGGCCUGACAUACAGUCUUCAAGCAACUGAUGCUACCCUGAAAAGCACACAAGAUGACUUGCACCGGAAAGCACUACAGACUCUGGAAAGAGCUCAUCAACUGGCACCGGAAGAUCACCAGAUUAUUCUCUAUCUCUCACUGCAACUGGCACUUGUCAGACAGAUAUGUGAUGCAAUAGAACACCUCCAAGAAGCAGUGAAACUUUGCAAGGAUCAUAUGAAUUCCCUUCACCUUCUAGCUCUCCUCUUUUCAGCACAAAAAAACUAUCAGCCUGCUUUGGAUGUCAUCAACAUGGCCCUUUCAGAGUAUCCAGAAAACUUUAGCUUACUCUUCACCAAAGUGAAGCUGGAGUUGGUGCAUAAAGGACCAGAAGAGGCUUUAGUGACCUGCAGGCACAUGUUGCAUCUGUGGCAGACGCUAUAUAGUGUUUCACAGCACAGUGAUUCUGAGAAAGCAAGCAGUGUGACUGAGGUGCCGCCAGUCAAGAAACAUAACAGCAUGUAUCUUACACUUCCUGAUGCCCAUGAUAACGACUCUGGCUCCCAACGAGCUUCUUCUAUCGCAGCAUCACGGCUGGAGCAGGCCAUGUCUGAAGUAACCAUGCACAGUACUACUUUGAAGCAAGGGCCUAUGCAGUUGUGGACAACUCUUGAACAGAUCUGGUUGCAGGCUGCUGAACUGUUCAUGGAACAACAGCAUCUCAAAGAAGCAGGCUUCUGUAUCCAGGAGGCAGCCAGUCUCUUUCCCACAUCUCACACUGUGCUGUACAUGCGUGGGAGGCUCGCAGAGAUGAACGGCAGCUUGGAGGAGGCUAAGCAAUUGUAUGAUGAAGCACUAACAGUUAAUCCAAAUGGAGUGGAAAUCAUGAACUGCUUGGGGCUGCUAUUGAAUAGGCUUGGGAGAAAAAGCCUGGCUCAGAAGGUUCUGCAGGAUGCUGUCCGAGUACAGAGCACCAGCCACAAAGCCUGGAACAGCCUUGGAGAAGUUCUUCAUGCUCAGGGCAAAAACGAGGCUGCCGUCGAAUGCUUCCUGACUGCUCUGGAUCUUGAAUCCAGCAGUCCCGUAGUCCCAUUUACAGUUAUUCCCAGGGAACUCUGAUGAUUUCAUACCAUGCACAUGCAUUUAGUGGAGGAGGACUAAUUAACACACCUAGGCGUUCUCUUCUUCUAGGGUCUUUCUAUACAACCUGUUUACAGUGCAAUAAAUAUAGAGACAUAGAUCAUUUGUUGCCCUGAAUGUAGACAUAUUUCCUCAGGGAAGUGCUGUUGUUUCAGGGAUAUCACAUUCACCCAGCACUCACAUCACAAUAUAAUGUUGCUGAAAAAUAGUAUUCUUUUUCUAGCUACUGGGAUUGUUGCAAUUCACAGGGUU
Molecule: messenger RNA, 2942 nt
Organism: Heteronotia binoei (common prickly gecko)
Lineage: Eukaryota; Metazoa; Chordata; Lepidosauria; Squamata; Gekkonidae
Gene: TTC7A
Product: tetratricopeptide repeat domain 7A
Exons: 20
Coding region: 102-2669 (855 amino acids)
Biological process (GO): phosphatidylinositol phosphate biosynthetic process; protein localization to plasma membrane
Cellular component (GO): plasma membrane
Molecular function (GO): protein binding
Source: RefSeq, a predicted model, not a curated record